CACCCCAAACUGCCUAGUGAGCAGUCGCCAGAGAGCAAUUUCUUCUGCCUGAUGCCGAGCGAGCCUUGCUGCCUAACUGGCACUCUUGGACACACUUUCACGACCUUACUGCUGACCCAUGUCACCUUCAGGGAAACGUCUCUGCCUCUUGUCCCUCUUCAGAUCGUCUGCCUACUUGCUGCCACUGAGUUUUAUGUGUUCUCUCUGUAGUUAACUGACUGUACAUGUCUUCUGUGCAAAGCGUGGUUCACAAAUGUUUCCUCUCACCUGAUUGUCUUUCCAGCUUCUUGAGGACUGCGGCGGGAAUAUUUUAAUUUCUGAUAAGCUCAGUUCAUCAGGUUUUCCUUUUGUGGGACCUGCUUGGGGUGCUGCCUCUGACUUGCUUAGCUCACCCUAAAGACUGUCUCUCCCUACUUCCCAUAACUGAAGGAGCGAUCCCUCAUCUUUGAGUCAGCGUGGAAGAAGGAGAAGGACAUCGUUUCGAAAGAGAUAGAGAAGCUCCGUGUGUCCAUCCAGACCCUGUGUAAGAGUGCACUUCCCCUGGGAAAGAUCAUGGACUACAUCCAGGAAGACGUCGACGCCAUGCAGAACGAGCUGCAGCUGUGGCACAGCGAGAACAGGCAGCAUGCUGAGGCCCUGAGCAAGGAGCAGAGCAUCACAGACAGUGCGGUGGAGCCCCUGAAGGCCGAGCUAGCUGAGCUGGAGCAGCAGAUCAAAGACCAGCAGGACAAGAUCUGUGCUGUGAAGGCCAACAUCCUGAAGAACGAGGAGAAGAUCCAGAAAAUGGUGCAUAGCAUCAACCUGACGUCACGAAGGUGAACGGCCAACCCUGCAGAGAUGGAGCAGUCGUCCCCGUGAUGGGAGAAGAGGCGGGAAAGUGCCACUCUGAGCCCCAGUCUGCUGAGAAACUGGACUGCAGAUGGCUGGACCCAGCUGAGUUCAGCUUUCGGCUCAGGCGCUAAGCUUAUUAAAAGGCUGUUUUCUUACCUCCUUCCAGCUGCGGUGCUUGCGACUUCCGUCUUCAGCUCGCCUCGUGGGAGGGCUUCUUUCUUGGUUUUUUGGCAAAUAUGUUUUCUGCUGCAGCCUGUUUAAUCCUGUCCCUGAAUUUUUCUAGCGGUAAGUUGUGUCAUCUUCUGGGGAAACGGAGGAUCUUCAUUUCUGCUUCAGAGUCUCCCAGAAGGACUUCCUGCCAGCACCCAGUAAAGGGUGACUGUGUCCUUUUUAGCGGGUACUUCACAGAUAGAACGAGGCCUGGAAUGAUUAAAUUGCGCUUCCAUUUCAGCCUGUGACCUUUAAGGUACCUGUCACUGUGCAGGGUUGUUGUCCUCUUACAUUGCACAUGCUGCUGUCUGCAGUCCCCUCCUGGCCCUGCUGUCUGCAGUUCUAGCCCAUGAAGUGCAUGUGCUGACAAAGGAGAAUUCAGUCUGGCCAUUAUUAAAUCUGGCAUUGUCUGAUGGGAAACUGUCAUGGCUGCCCCUUUGGCUUUCUUCAGCCUCCAGAGUAUUCCCAAUGGACAAGCAAUGCCCUGGGCCUCCUUAAGACCGUGGAGCAUGAAGGGCAGGCAGCAUGAUCCUUUUCCUCUGUGUAGGUGUGUGCACUGAGAGGUGGCAGUGAGGAGAGACUAUAAAGAAGAGAGUGCACCAAGAAGUUAUAGUUUGUGUUGGGUUCCCCUUUUUAAAGAUCCUUUUUUUCAAAGCAUAGUGGAUUUUUUUUUAAUGGUUUAUAUUCAGUUUUUCACCUACAUAAAAUACUGUAAAUACUUACAAGGUCUUGAAUUAUUGUAUAAAGGAUCUCAGCGUUAGAAGAUGUUCUUACUGGCUUAAGGUCUGCGAUCAUCCUUAUGUUCCUGAGUAUUUAUUAUGUUCACUAAGGCAAGCCCUGGUAAGUGCAAAGACUACUGGAGCACUUUAGGAAUUGUGUUUCCUAGAGGCUUGCAGACACGGCACAGCUAGUGUUUCUAGUCAGUUGAAGGCAGCAGCCCAGUUCUCAACUGGGGGCCGUCGGGACCGGGUAGAGACUCCCUUCAGCUGGUAGUCCUUCUCCUGGCACCACACCACUCUACCAACCAGACGCUUCUGAAUAGUUUGAGGAGGAGAGAAGGAUUGUUCGUCUACCAGUCUUUUGUAUGUUCAUAAUCUCUUUUCUACUAAAUUGAAUGACUUAGCCAUAACUCUAAGUGGACCCUAUGUAGCCCAAGUUAAGAUAUAUAUAUAUAACCUUUUAUAAAUUUGUAUAUAUGAAUAGAAUUUUUAUGUUGCAAAAUUUACAUACAUUGUAUGUGAGUAAAUUUUAUAUGCUGUAGUCUAUCAGAUUGUAUCAUAAAGUUUUAUUUUUCUUUUAUACAUAAAUCAUUAAAAUAAUCA
Messenger RNA from Onychomys torridus (southern grasshopper mouse), 2363 nucleotides. RefSeq names its product TRAF3-interacting protein 1-like. Gene Ontology annotation, cellular component: intraciliary transport particle B; centrosome; axoneme. The record is from RefSeq and is a predicted model, not a curated record. The coding region runs from base 553 to 819 and encodes 88 amino acids. Gene Ontology annotation, biological process: cilium assembly; regulation of microtubule cytoskeleton organization; intraciliary transport. The transcript has 2 exons. NCBI's taxonomy places the organism in Eukaryota, Metazoa, Chordata, Mammalia, Rodentia, Cricetidae. Gene Ontology annotation, molecular function: microtubule binding.